AUGCCUUCGUUUGCCGUAGCCGGACGUGCGUCGUGCCUGGACAGUGGUCAUGGGACCACUGGCCCGGAAGUAGUGCCUAAGUUCGUCGGUGGCCUUCGUUUACCUUCUUUAUUUUUUCUCUUUUUUUUUUCGUUUGUUUUCUUUUCUUUUUUUGUCUUUCUUCUGUUGUCUAGGACCUUUCUUCCCUAUUCAAAUUACUUCUUUUUUUUCUUCAUAUAUCUUCAUAAUUUCCACACCCCUCCUUUUUCUACCUUUUUUGUUCGUCGGGCGUCUUCUUGUUUAAACUUAUUCCUUAUUAUUUUUCAUUCUUUUUCCUAUCUUUUCUUUCCUUUUUUCAUUUUCUUUUUCCUCGUUUCAUCUUCUCUUUCUUCCUUUUCCUUUGCCUCUUCCGUUUCCAUUUUUUCCUUCUCUUACCUCUUUCUUCAUCUCCCCCCUAUCUGCUUAUUUCUUUAUAUGUAUUCAUUUCUUUUCUUUUUAUUUCUUCUUUUUGUUCUUUCAUUUUUUCCCUUUAUUUUUCUUCAUCUAUUUUUUCCUUUUCGCAUGUUCCCCUCUUCCACUCAUUCUGUUUCUUAUUCUAUUUUAUUUUAUUUUUUUCUAUUUCUUCUUUAUCUUUUUCCCGCCUUUUUUCCUCUAUUUUUAAUUUUCUUUCGUUUCAUUUUUAAAUUUUCCUUUCACUUUUUACUAUUAUUUUUAAAUUUAAUUAUCUUUUCCAUCGAAUUUUUUCUCGGAUUUCAUCUUUUUCUUUCGUUUUCAUUCGCAUCAUUUUUCAUACCCCUUUUAAUUCAUCAUGACAAUUUUUUCUUUUCAUUCUGUCCCCCAUAUUUUAGUCUUCCUUUUAAAUUCUCUCUCCUCUCGAUUCAGUCUGUGUGUCUUUUAUCAAUCGUUCUUCUUUUCCCGCCGAUUCUACUGUCUUUUUCUUUUUGGGCCAUUCUUCAUAUUUCUCUUCUUCAACUCUCCAAAUAUUCUAUUUCCUCCUAUUGA
Molecule: messenger RNA, 981 nt
Organism: Acanthosepion pharaonis
Lineage: Eukaryota; Metazoa; Mollusca; Cephalopoda; Sepiida; Sepiidae
Source: the annotation of a GenBank genome assembly